UUAACAGCUGAAUGUUCAUAGAAAAGAGAUUACACUAUCCAGAUAAUAUCUUCGAAGACCUUGGGCCAUACUUAUCUAUUUUGUCAUGAUUUCAGAUUUAUCUCAUUCUCAUCAUUAUUCAUUGUCCAUUGAAUGAUUCGACAAUCAACAGGUUUAAAGCCGGUUAACAACCGCCACCGCGAUCCAUAAACGAAUGACGUAAUUUCGUGAUUGGUCUUGCUAAUUUCUAGUCACUAAAUAGUUUAUUUUGAACUUGUGAGUUGUUGUAAUAAUAUGUUAAAACUUAAAACUUAUCUACAAAUAAACUAGGAUAAACCAGUCGGAACUCGGAACUUAUCACGGUUUAAAUUAAUUGAAUUUGUAAUUAAAAAUAACUUAUAUUUCAAUGAUAUUUGUUGUACAUUAAUUGUUAAUAAAUAAAAACUUUAAUAUCUGUGCCCGUAAUUUAUAAUUUUAUAAAAUAUAUUGAUUUAAAUAUAAAAAUAUGGAGAGAAAAACUCGUAGGAUGAAAAUGAAGACAGUGGAAAGUUUAGUUUGUUUGGUAAAAUCAGUAGAAAAUCAAUAUACCACUAUUGAUUUACAAAACGAAACUUCUGUGUACGGACUUGUUAAAGAAGUAGAUUGUGAUAUGAAUGUGACCUUAUGCGAUGUUACUGUUACUGAUCCAAAUGGUCAACGAUAUUCUUGUGAUAAUUUCUUUUUAAAAUCAAGAUUGAUACGCUAUGUUCAUUUAUCUCAAACAGUUGAUGUAUUUCAAGUUAUGAAAGAUGUAAUUAGAAAAACCUUUCCUCCUCGAGUUAAGAAACCAACAGCUUAUUCCUUGAAGAGAAAGAAAGUAAUGGCUAGACAAGAAAAACUUAAAAGGGAAGUACAAAAUAUGAAUAAAGAAGGCUCUAAAUCCUAGUUAUGAUUUGGAAGACAAGUUGAGCAUACUUUGAGUAACUUUAUUCCAAAAAUCGUGUAAUAUGUUCAUUGUAAAUGAGUGAUGAUCGCCAGCUGUUACCAUUUGUUGAGCUGUUUGUUCCAUAUAAAUUGUCCACAACUAAUAAAUAAAUAAUUAUCACUAUAAUGUUUUGA
Messenger RNA from Acyrthosiphon pisum (pea aphid), 1077 nucleotides. RefSeq lists its product as uncharacterized. Gene Ontology annotation, cellular component: cytoplasmic U snRNP body; nuclear body. The record is from RefSeq and is a predicted model, not a curated record. The transcript is spliced from 4 exons. Gene Ontology annotation, biological process: mRNA 3'-end processing by stem-loop binding and cleavage. Lineage: Eukaryota; Metazoa; Arthropoda; Insecta; Hemiptera; Aphididae. Gene Ontology annotation, molecular function: U7 snRNA binding; histone pre-mRNA DCP binding. Bases 485 to 904 code for a protein of 139 amino acids.